Molecule: messenger RNA, 2324 nt
Organism: Siniperca chuatsi (mandarin fish)
Lineage: Eukaryota; Metazoa; Chordata; Actinopteri; Centrarchiformes; Sinipercidae
Product: alpha-(1,3)-fucosyltransferase 4-like
Exons: 1
Coding region: 433-1596 (387 amino acids)
Cellular component (GO): membrane
Molecular function (GO): alpha-(1->3)-fucosyltransferase activity
Source: RefSeq, a predicted model, not a curated record
GUGUUUACACAACCUAAACGUGCCUGGGAGGCCGACCGGCAGGCAGCAGGCCUCACAAAAGCUCCAUUCAAAGGUAACACGAACCCAGACCAACACUGCCACGUCAAAAUGUUUGAGCACAGGCCUACACUGGUGCAAAUGUUUUUUACUCUGUUUGGACCAAGAAGACAGAGUGAUAUUAGCAACACCGUUGUGGAAGACUGGACAGGUUGAACUGGACGAACUGUUAUCGGCACUCCUUAUCACACCUAAAACGAAAGUAACUAUUAAAGUAGGACAUUAAGGUGUGCCAGCAGAUUGAACUCAUGGGCUGAUUUUUGUCAUCUAGUUUUCCUGAAAAAGUUUCUGUAUGAGUGAAGUGGACAAACGGAGCAAAAGGAUGCAAUAGGAGGUUUUUGAACUUUGGGGGAAAGUGCAGCGUGAAGGGCGUCGAUGGGAGUUUGGGCUAAUUGGAGAGUAGCGGGCCGCUCAACAAUCACAGCUCACAGAGCAGACAGGCGCUCGGGUUUGUCCCAGCAGGAGAAAUGUGUCAAAAUAACCUAUUCCUCUGUGUGCGCGGUUACUGUCGUUUUUUUGUUAUGGCUGGGAGUCCGCCUACUCUACCUACCGGACCCGUUCACGCUGGAACCGUACUUCUCUGAGGAGAACAGCGCGGUGACAGUCCUGAUAUGGACGCAUCCCUUCGGUCGGUACCGCAAACUUCCGGACUGCUUUGCGCUCUAUCAGAUCGGCGGGUGCACGCUCACCGACGAUGGGCGCUCGUACCCGGAAGCUGACGCUGUGAUCAUUCACCACCGGGAUGUUGCCACCGGCACCGUUGACCUGCCACCUGAACCGCGGCCACGUGCGCAAAAGUGGAUAUGGAUGAACUACGAGUCCCCCGCGCACACGUCCAGACUUUGGCGUUUUGAGGAUGUUUUCAACCUCACACUGACCUACCGGACAGAUUCUGAUAUUUUCUUGCCGUACGGGUAUCUGGUCCCCCGUGAACGCAUAACCAAGGGUCUCCAGAACCGCUUUGCGCACCCGCUCCGCGCACCCUCGCGCUCACACCUCGUCCGGCCCCGCCUCUUGGCCUGGGUCAUCAGCAACUGGUCGGAGUCCCAUGCCCGCGUGGCCUUCUACUACCAGCUCCGCCGGCACAUCCAGGUGGAUGUGUUCGGGCGCGCGGGCCGGCCGUUACCGAAGGACAGCGGCGGCAGCGUGGUGCGGCUGGUCAGACGGUACCAAUUUUACCUGGCGCUGGAGAACUCACAGCACACCGACUACAUCACGGAGAAGCUGUGGAACGCGGUGCGAGCCGGUGCCGUCCCGGUGGUCCUGGGUCCGUCCAGGCAGAACUAUGAGCGCUUCCUGCCCCCCGAGGCCUUCAUCCACGUGGACGACUUCCCCACAGUGCGAGGGCUGGCCCGGUACCUGCUGGUGCUGAGGCGCAACCCGGCCCUGCUGAGGCGGCACCUGGACUGGAGAGGGAGCUACAGCUUGCACCAGCCCACCUUCUGGGCUGAACACUACUGCACGGCCUGCAGGGCAGUGAGGAGGACCAGAGGCGGGACUGAUGUGGUCAAAGACUUGACACGCUGGUUUCACUCGUGAAAAACAGCAGUAUCACCUCCAGCACCUGACUGAGCUGAUGGCAAAGCUGAGCGAUCAUUUGUAACUACACCUUCUGUGACAGCGAGACUCACUGUCCCCCAUCAGUGUCAAAGUUUCUAACAGAAAUCUAUUCAUCAUCAACAAUAAUUGUUUGAUCAUUGUAUUUAAUUUAUAUGACUUAAUUAACUUAUGUGAUUGUUCAUUACUUUUGACUUUUUGUUUGAGUGAAUCUGUUCUAUUGUCUGUUUGAUGACUAUUUACACCCUCAGAGUAAAGACAUUUGUACACAGUUUCCUAUGAACUCUCAUCUCAUGAUGUUUUUGUAUGUUGUAUUACAAAUUAUACUUUGUAUUUUCUGUAGACCCAAGUUGGUUUUGUUUGUACUAUAUGGCCCAAAAUCACACAUUUACCUCAGAGGGCUUAACACUCACAUACAGUAGACACCCUCUGUCCUUAGACCCUGUUUUGAAAAGCUUACUGUUAUCAUUUUCUCUUUUACGUGGUUUAAUGUGUUUUGAGGCAGCCACUGGUUUCAGCUGAUUGCAUUACAAGAAGAAAAUCCGCUUGCAGAGACAAGACUUGCUUGAGAUGAUUCAUUGAAGUAAACAGUGUUUCUAGGCCAACAUUUAUUGUCAAAUAUGUCAGAAUCCUCCCUUUCAACUUACGUAUCAUGCAACAUUAGUUGUAAGUUGCUACAAAUAAUAAAGGUGAUAAAAUGUUAACUGUAA